Messenger RNA from Schistosoma haematobium, 916 nucleotides. RefSeq lists its product as uncharacterized. The record is from RefSeq and is a predicted model, not a curated record. Gene Ontology annotation, biological process: regulation of DNA-templated transcription. NCBI's taxonomy places the organism in Eukaryota, Metazoa, Platyhelminthes, Trematoda, Strigeidida, Schistosomatidae. The transcript is spliced from 4 exons. Gene Ontology annotation, molecular function: transcription coactivator activity. The coding region runs from base 65 to 373 and encodes 102 amino acids. Gene Ontology annotation, cellular component: nucleus.
GUUUUAACCGUUGAAUACUUACACCGUUGCCAUGUUGUUGUAGCGUCAUUGCUUUGAAAACAAUAUGUCUUCUUACAAGCCUGGAAAUUGUAAGCGAGAAGAGUUCAGGAAGUAUUUGGAAAAAUCUGGAGUGAUCGAUGCACUCACAAAGGGUUUGUAUGAAGAGCCAGAAAAACCGGAUAAUGCUCUAGAAUUUAUGAAGAAGCACCUACAAGCAGAAAGUCCAGAUCCUUCAGAUGUUGAAGCAAUGAAAGUAGAAAUUUCAGAAUUAAAACAAAAGGUGGAGAUGUUAGAAAGUGAAAAUGCUGAAUUAAAACAAAGCAUAAAUCAACAAUUAACACCAGGAAUUGGAAUAAGUGAUGGCAAUAUUUAAUGAAUUGAUGUUUAACAAAAAACACUCCAAACUGGUAAUAUUCUAACAUAAAAUGAAUUUUAAGUUUUUUAACUGCAAAUGAAUGUUAAAUUGAUAAUGUUUUAAGCGUAAAUAUUGUUGAGUGUCGGAUGAAUGUAGGCAACAGUCAAGAAACCGAAAACAAAUGUUUCUCUCCUGCUGAUACUAAAAAUAUAUCUAUAAGAUAAAUAAAACAUAGUUGUCACCGGCGUUAUUUGAUUUCUCACAUUAAAUCUAGAAUAAUAUAAUAGUUGUUCAUCUGGUGUAAUUAUUUUACAAGAUAAAUAAGUUUUAGUUAGUGGCUAAGUAGGUAGAUGACUAGCAAAUGAAUGCAAUAUGAUCAAUGAUCAGUUCCGAUAAAUUUAAAGUUUAUCAGCCAACAUCUUUUGUCGGUGAUUGUUGGACAAACGAAACGUAUGUCACAACCUUCUUGGUCAAUGACUUUUACAACCUCGGUAACUAAUUUACUAUGUUCGCCUGCUACCCCAAGUUUAAUAUUAACACUACUCACUCAUAAACUUCGAC